Acanthopagrus latus (yellowfin seabream) is the source of this 828-nucleotide messenger RNA. RefSeq names its product fucose mutarotase (gene fuom). Lineage: Eukaryota; Metazoa; Chordata; Actinopteri; Spariformes; Sparidae. Gene Ontology annotation, biological process: fucose metabolic process. Bases 77 to 541 code for a protein of 154 amino acids. Gene Ontology annotation, molecular function: fucose binding; racemase and epimerase activity, acting on carbohydrates and derivatives. The transcript has 6 exons. The record is from RefSeq and is a predicted model, not a curated record.
GACGGAAGUACGCUGGUGUGACCACUCUCAAUUCACUUCCGCACUCUCCAGUACUGUGUUCUCUCUGGCUGCCAGCAUGGUCGUGCUGAAAGGGAUCCCCUCUGUUUUAUCACCUGAGCUCCUCUAUGCUCUCGCUAGAAUGGGCCAUGGGGAUGAAAUAGUUCUUGCUGAUGCAAAUUUUCCAACAUCUUCCAUUUGUGCUUGUGGUCCAAAAGAGAUCAGAGCUGACGGUUUGGGAAUCCCAAAGCUUUUGGAAGCCAUUCUGAAGCUGUUGCCCCUGGAUACCUAUGUCCCCCAUGCGGCUGCAGUCAUGGAUCUGGUGGACAGUGACAGACAGAGAGGUGUAGCUGUCCCUGUGUGGUACACAUACAGGGAUCUCCUGACUGAGACUGGGGCUCCGACUUCCAUUGAGACAGUGGAAAGGUUUGCUUUCUAUGAACGAGCCAAGAAAGCAUUUGCUGUUGUGGCAACAGGGGAGACAGCGCUGUAUGGAAAUCUGAUACUGAAGAAGGGGGUCAUCCCUGCCGAGCUGCUGCAGUGAUACACAGGCACGCACACUUUUGACAAUGAUCUAAUGUUGCUUUCAGUCACAACUGUAAUUCUUCUCAGUGAAAAUCAGGAGACGGUAAAUAUUUUUUGCAUGGAAUGAAUUUUCUGUUUUGCUCAGGUUUCAAAGCGUACUUUAUUCCUUAUUCCUGUUUAUGUGUAAAUAAUACCGCAAAAUGAUCUGAUUAAUCUGUUUACAUGGAGCAGAACUGUAUUUUGUAGUUGUGUAAACAAUUUUUGCAUUGCACAGGCUGUUCAAUAAAUAAAACACAUGAACCCGUU